AUGACUUUCAAUAUCACCAUAGGUCCAAGUCCUCAUGCAUCGGAUCAUUCUAUCUCCGACGAAGAAGAUACGUCUGGCAUUCAAGACUCUCCACCGCCCGAUACUGGGAGACGCGUUUACGAGGACCCGUAUGAUGAAUGGGCAGAUAUCCCCUAUCCGGACAAGCUGAAGCCUAGUGAUUCAGUCUCAAGACCUCGAACAAGCUAUAGGCUACGAACAAAAAGGACACCGUAUGUUGAACGCAGGAGAACAUCUAUGGAAGAACGAAGAAGAAGCAGACAACGAGACGCAGCACCAAUCCCGGAAUCGCCCCCAUCCGUAUCCACCCAUCGCGACGAGUGGCUGAUCUGUUCCGGCGACAACGACAAAGACAUUACCGUCCACGUCGACUUGGACGUAGGGCUGGACAUUAACCAUUACCUAGACCGUCUAGCUCGACUGUGCCGACUGGGGCAUUUCACUCAGGGAGUCCGGCUUUUUGAGGAGCGUCUUGUCCCCCAUGUUGAUUUCUUCCCCGUGGUAGCCGAAUAUGCAGACCUUCUCCUGGAGCAAGAGAGCUUCGGGCGCCUCCAUGAAUUCAUCUCCGGUCGCCUACUUGAUCCUUACGUUAACCUCUCAGAUGAAGAGGUUCUUUUACUUAAGACCCUCAGAUCUCUUGCUGGCAUCCAUACAAGAGGAGCAUUGAUACCGGCGUUGGAGAUGACAGCAGAGGCGUUGGAUUAUCUCACGGGCAAGUCCCCCAAGAGUUUAUCAAAGUCUACAACCGUAUCUGGGCUCAAGAUCCAGUUAAUGGAGGCCUGUGUACGCAUCAUCGCAUAUGCAGCUGCACACUCAAACUUCCUGGAGACGGAACCUUUCCAGUCUCUCUUGCAUUGGUCAGUCAUCGGCGAUAGGGUAAAAGGGAAGGAUGACGAUAAGAACAUCAAAUAUCUGCGCUAUAAUGAACCUAAGUCAACCUUUGACCCCUCUCAGUCGGAGUCUCGUCUCCAACAAGGAUCUGCUGGUGAUAACGCUCAAUCCAGAGGCAAGGUUACUCGGCAGAACUAUCCUCGAAUGGGUGGCUGGUAUCAUCACCUGGUCAGUCAAGGCUUUCUAUGGGAGUCACACCGGAUCUUACGAGCUGUGUUGCCUUUGCUUGGGGGUAGUGACGGGAAUUACAUAGUCAAUGGUGGUUUCGAAGAAUUCGUCCAGCUCGACGACAUAUCCAAAGCCGGAAAGCUAUUUCAUCUGCCUGAAGAGGGCUCGACGGAUGAGCAGCUUCUCCUGACAGAGUUUGCAAAUGCAUCUCUGCUUGCGAGCUUUUUGGCCCCUGAUUCUUCCCUCGAGACCGUCCGUACGGCCCAUAAGCAAUUCUAUAAGAAGUCACACACUCUAGCGUCGACCAUACUCUCAGCACAUCCUUACUUGGUCAAUAGUCGACCAUAUUUAAAUUGGGUGUCGUUUGAAUGUACUCGGGGGUUACGGGCAGACAGUCAGCUUCAAUUGCCGGUCAAUCAGCAAAGACCGAUUUCGGAGAUAUGGUCCCAGGGUGUUUUGAGCAGAGUGCAGUUUCUCCAACAGAAUAGCCUGUUGAACUUUGGACAAGCAGAACUGAAAAAGGCACACGGUAAGCUUGUAUCUUACCAGAGUCUUGAGAUUGUUUCUGCAAGCGCCAAAGAACUCGGGGAUUAUAAGUUGGAGAGGUCUGUGCUUGAGAAAAAAUACCAAAGCUCUCACGACUCUAGCGAAAGCCUUCAGGUAAUACGAGAUCUAGCCCGGUUACAUCGCGACACGCGGCAAGACAUUUCGGGGUAUCUUCAAUGCUUAGUUGACGAGUAUCUGCUGCUGACGACUGGAAAUUCUACUGAUCGUGAAACGAUGCGCCAAGAUCUUCAGCGUCGUCUUUCUGAAUUUGACAGCGCCUUCCCUUUCCGCUUCGAUUACGAUGCAACUGCGCAUCGCAACUUGGCAAUUGUCUUCUUCGACAACCCUUUGUUAAAGUGGAUGGAAAGAAGGGUUUGGUACCCAUUGCUCAAAAGCUUGGGUCGAGACGUUGAAGCGGAAGUAGCGCGGGUGCAACUGCCAAGUGCCGAACGUUAUCUUCCGAAACAUAUUCUCUCUCAGAUGAAUCCUCUGACUCAGUCUCCGGUGGUGGAAUUGGAUAAAAGACCAGACCCAGCGCCUGGGACAUCGGUUCCGGAACGAAAUAACCCAAAUCGAACAUCGCGCGCGAUUCUACAGGAAGGCUAUCGCAGCGACGGGGCGACGGACGAUGGAAUAGCCAACCUCGAAAAAGCGCUCCAUUCUGCGCGAUGCAUGAAGAAGGAAAAAGAAGCCAAGGAGCGUGACGAGAAAGAAAAGGAAGAUCAAGAGCAGGAGCGACAGAUGCUUGAGGAAAAGCUUGCCGAGGCCGAGAGAGAACGGAGAAGUGCAGAAAAGCGAGCAAGCGCGGCAGAGGCAGGAAUGCGCGGUAUGCUUGGGCGGGAGCAGCGGCUACUGAUCUUAAAGGAUCCAGUAGGCAGAACAUUCGUAUUUCCUUUUGAUCAAUGUAGUAGCAUUGCGGCAAUGAAGGAGCUCAUGCAGCAGACCUUUUUGGAUGAUCCUUUUCUUUCGCCCUAUAUUGCCAAGGGUGAUUAUGAAUUCACUGAUUUUGAUGGUAAACCCAUAUCACAGGACGAUUGGGCGUCGGUCAUUCAACCUGGCGGGACAAUCACGAUGCAUUCCAAGACUAAACCGGAGGAGAAGAUAUAUCAGGGCCCAGAAAAGGAAGACUUGGAACCUGAGGGUCCGAGGAAUGACCGGCAAUCAACGGAUGAGGGUGUCUAUCAACCGUACAUUAUUGAAGAGUCAGAUGAGGAGUUGGAUGACAAGCAAGACGACAAGCAAGAUGAAGAAGCCAGGGAUGAUGAUAGCGAAAAUCGAUCCGACGAUGAACCUCUACAGUCUCCACGGUACACUGGGAGGUACUGA
Aspergillus melleus is the source of this 2949-nucleotide messenger RNA. RefSeq lists its product as uncharacterized. The transcript is spliced from 3 exons. The coding region runs from base 1 to 2949 and encodes 982 amino acids. The record is from RefSeq and is a predicted model, not a curated record. NCBI's taxonomy places the organism in Eukaryota, Fungi, Ascomycota, Eurotiomycetes, Eurotiales, Aspergillaceae.